CCUCUGAGCACUUUAGCUGUUCUCCAUUGGCUACUCGGACCUCAAAUGGUUCGACCUUCGUCGUUGGCAACUUCAACUUUCGAGAUAGAUCGGCGUUGAUGAAGUUGUGCGACGAUCCGUUGUCUACGAGCACGACUACACGGCGGUCCUUGACCAACGCCGGCAGCCGCAUUGUCGUCGGUCCUCUUGUACCAGCUAUCGCAUGCAUCGAGAUUUCGGCCUCCUCUUCGGGAACCCCAAUCUCGACUUCUUGCUCCCAAUCCUUCUCGAUCUCGGGCUCUUCCUCAUUCGGGUCUAUAACGUGGAUGACAAAAGCCUGGUUGCAUCGAUGGCCAGGCGUAAACUUCUCGUCGCACUUGAAACAGAGUCCCUUCUCACGUCGGUGUUUUAUUUCCUCGGGCGUCAAGUGCUUGACUGGUGGUCGUGUGCUAUUAGUCGGUCGAGAGUUGUCAGGUGGUCGGCCGCUCGGAACCAUAUCGCUUGCAUCCGGUUGUGCGCGUCGUGUCUCGGGUGAUACGGAAGUGGUCAUCAACCCCAGCGAGUCCGACAAGGAGGAGGACGAUGGUCUUGUUUUAUGGCUAGAGAACAUGUUGGAGGAGCCAUCAAGUCCAAUAUCUCGGCCAUCAUGCGUACGAGAUUGGCCAAAGGGAUGUGGUCCACAGGCCGAGUUGAAGGUUAAGAAGUGUCGGGCCAAAAGACGACGCAAAACAAGGGCGCAAAAGGCAAGCCGGUGUUGUGGGCCGUGCACGAGGAAGAAACGAGCGUGGCACACAGAGUUCGAACGACGGGGAAGGCUGGGUAUGGAGGACGGUUGGAUAUGGCGUGCCGGUGACUGUAUUGGGUUGGAUGGCUGGGACCCAUGGUCGUCAGGGGACAAAGGGAUCGAUGAGGACCGGCUAUCGGGCGUAUGGCGCGCAUCGUGCGGUGAUGCGCGCAAGAGGUCGAAGGGCCGGGGCGCUGAGCGGAGGGGCAGCGAUGAGAUGUUGGACACAAGUAACGCGCGACCAUGUGCAGGAAGAAGGCAGGCUGCGGGGGUCGGCGAGACGCGAGGAACCACGGGUGUACGCGGGUGCGCGAUAGGCGAUCGGGGCACGGGCGUCGAUGGUACGCGCGAGCACGCAGGCCUAUGCGCGGAAGGAAUAGGAGGGGUUGGGCGCAUGCACGCGCAAGGGCGGUCGCGGAAGAGUAGCGCGCAAGGAAACGCGCGCGUAACGGGCGUGCGCGAGAAGCCUAGUCCGCGCGGGACUAGGCAAGGCAAUGGCGGCGCGAGGGAUGACGCAGCCACUCAGCCGGGUAUACCAUGGAGGCUUGAAGCUGGGGCCGAGUCAGUAAGAUUUCAGGUAAUAACAACCUUUCAAGUCAGUCAUGUCAGAUAUUUUAUCAGUCAUGUUAUUUUAAGUUAUGACUUUCAGAAGUCAAAUUACUUUGUACUUGCGGGACCAGUUGAUACUGGAGCAGCCCUAUAUAGUACAGA
This is a messenger RNA of Striga hermonthica, 1474 nucleotides long. Lineage: Eukaryota; Viridiplantae; Streptophyta; Magnoliopsida; Lamiales; Orobanchaceae. The record is from the annotation of a GenBank genome assembly.